Chrysochloris asiatica (Cape golden mole) is the source of this 954-nucleotide messenger RNA. RefSeq names its product kinetochore-localized astrin/SPAG5 binding protein (gene KNSTRN). Lineage: Eukaryota; Metazoa; Chordata; Mammalia; Afrosoricida; Chrysochloridae. The transcript has 9 exons. The record is from RefSeq and is a predicted model, not a curated record. The coding region runs from base 1 to 954 and encodes 317 amino acids. Gene Ontology annotation, biological process: regulation of attachment of spindle microtubules to kinetochore; spindle organization; mitotic sister chromatid segregation. Gene Ontology annotation, cellular component: microtubule plus-end; kinetochore; mitotic spindle.
AUGGCAGCUCCUGAAGCCAUAGCUCCGAACAGUAUUUUCCGUACAACAUGGCUGCCUACGGAACGGGAAUCACACUCUCUCCCUCCCAGCUACCGGAAGUUUCCGUUUGAAACAGAGGCGGUUGACGCAAUUCGCGGUGCGGCAGUUGCUUCGGCGUGUGUUUUGAGCGGAAUCGAGGACGACUGCUGGCGGGAGAAGCAGGCACUUGGGGUCCAGCCGUGCCGCCUUGUUACGAUGACUAGCGUGGUUAAGACAGUGUACACUCUGCCACCCCCAUCUAUGCAGAACGGCAGCUUGCCUUCAGACAGACAUUCCCGGACUACUUCUAAAAGUCUAUUACCUGUUAAGCCCAGAGAAGUAGACUCUACCAAACUUUUAAAUUCAGGUGGUUCAGAGACUGAUGUUACAAAAAUCAUCAAACUAAGACGAGAAAAUGGGCAGAUGAAAGCUGCAGACACUGCCAUCAGGAAGAACGUCAGAAAGAGCUACAAACCAUUGAUGAAGCAGAGAUCCGAGGAAGAUCUCAAGGAUAAGAACCAGCUCUUAGAGGCAGUCAACAAGCAGUUGCACCUGAAGCUGACUAAAACUCAGGGAGAACUGAAGGACCUGACUCAGAAAGUGGAACUGCUAGAGAAGUUUCAGGACAAUUGUUUGGCAAUUUUGGAGAGCAAGGGCAUCAACCCAGUUCUAGGAAGUGAGACCCUAGCAUCACAGCAAGACUCCACUACAGAUCACACGGACUCUAUGUUGCUGUUAGAAACUUUGCAAGAUGAGCUGAAGUUUUUUAAUGAAACAGCCAAAAAGCAGAUGGAAGAGUUACAGGCCUUAAAGGUAAAGUUGAAGACGAAAGAAGAAGAACGAAUCCACUUCCUAGAACAGCAAAACACAUGCAACAAUCAAGUAAAUGAUUUCACAACUGUCCUUGAAGAGAUGGAGCAGCUAUUAGAAAUGUGA